Rhizophagus irregularis DAOM 181602=DAOM 197198 is the source of this 657-nucleotide messenger RNA. RefSeq lists its product as uncharacterized. The record is from RefSeq and is a predicted model, not a curated record. Lineage: Eukaryota; Fungi; Glomeromycota; Glomeromycetes; Glomerales; Glomeraceae.
AUGAAUAAAGAAGAUGAAAUUCCUCCUCUUCCAUUUAUAAUUAUUAAUAACACUGAAUGUAUUGUUUGUAAAAAAAGUUUCAAGUCUAGUCGUGGUCUCUUUCAACAUAAAAAUAUAAUCCGUAAAUACAAUGAAAUACCUGCAAGACAAGAAAAAAUUCCAAGUUUUUUAAUUAAUAAAUUUAAAGAAAAUAUUGUUUAUUUGAUUCAUAGACGACUUGGAAAGAAAAAUACUGGAUUACAAACUGUAUCUAUGGAUUGUCCAGUGGAUUUAUUUAAAGAAAUUUUUAAAAAUUAUAUUCACUAUUAUACGAAAAGAACUGGAGCAUUAAAGUGUGUUUUUCGCGGAUCUACAGGUUAUCAAGAAUUAUCCAAUAUUUUUGAUGAUUCCAAUUGGGGGGUGAAAUAUUAUCAGCAAAAUCAAAAAACAUUUGUUCAAUUAAGCAGUCAAAACCAAGAAGAGAGCCCAUUAAGUAAACUUAGAUUAAAAAAGGCAAUCAAGAAUCCAAAAUAUUCUUAUGGAGAACUCAUAGUUGAAUGGAAGCAAAAAAAUGACAUUGAUGCUAAAAAAAAUGUACAUAAUGGUGGAUUUAUGUACAUACAUUUUUUUGUAUCAAGAGGAUUGUAUAUUUGAAAAAAAAAAAUAAAAAAUAAUUUA